AUAAAGGCUCAAAAACUGCCUUGUAGCACCAAGGGGCCAAAUAAAGAGCUCAAGAGAAAUCCACGGAACCUUAGCUAUUGCCCCUAUUAGCCUUCCCAACUAGUUCCCUGGUCAAUUGCAAUGGCUUCAGUGCAAUGCUACAAACCUAAUGAGAAAACCAGCUGCCACCAGAACCCCUCCUUAGGCGAGAAGGUCUCCGAGAUGGCUAGCUCAAUCUUCAAAGGCCAUGGAAGCAACCACGGCCAUGGCCAGACUACCGAACGCUACAGCCAGACAGAGGUCUACUACACUGACCAUGGUGUGGAGAAAACCCAAACUGAGUACUACAGCAGCCAAACUGAAGAGCAUAGCCCACGCCACACCAUGUCCCACACGAGCCAGACUAAUGGUCACCAAUCCCUGCACCAUGCAUCCGGUGCUAUGGCUUGCCAGGGUAAGGCCAAAAAGAGGGGUGAGGGCAAGAAGAGAGGCCUUCUCCAGAAGAUCAAAGAUGGCCUUUCUGGUGACAGCAGCAGCAGCGACAGUGAGAGUGACGAUGAGAAAUGUGGGACAAGAAAGAACUGAGAGCAUCAGUCCUAGGGGAUGGAUCCAUGACCAAGUUAAUGAAGGUUUCAUAUGGUAUAAAAUAAAUAAAAUGGGUUAUGGAAUCAAUAAAACUACCUAUGUGGCAUGGAUAUUACUAAUAUACUAUAUGUAGUGAAGAAAUGCUGCUAUACUAUAGGAUGCCCCUUCAUGUAAAAGUGCAUUUCUAUUAUUAAUAUCAAUAUAUAUUAAUAUUAAUAAAGAACAGAAUAACUGAAUUGGAAUCCUCACCAAAUCCUGGA
Messenger RNA from Durio zibethinus, 824 nucleotides. RefSeq lists its product as uncharacterized. NCBI's taxonomy places the organism in Eukaryota, Viridiplantae, Streptophyta, Magnoliopsida, Malvales, Malvaceae. The record is from RefSeq and is a predicted model, not a curated record.